Messenger RNA from Symbiodinium necroappetens, 597 nucleotides. The record is from the annotation of a GenBank genome assembly. NCBI's taxonomy places the organism in Eukaryota, Dinophyceae, Suessiales, Symbiodiniaceae.
AUGCCUCCUGUUCUUCGUCUGUCUGAUGGAGCUUUGGCCACAGAUCCGCCCACUAGUCGAACAGGAGCUGGGGCGGAGGAUUUGGAGCUGUUGUCAGAUCUCGAUUCUCAGAAGAGUCACUCGAACAAAUCGGCACCGGCUUCGACUGGAGCUCGCAGUGAUGUGACCACGAUGAUGCUUCGGAACGUGCCGAAGCAUCUGUCGCAGGCGGACCUCGUGGCGGAGUUGAACGCCUCUGGUUUUAUGCACGCCUUCGAUUUUUGCUACCUGCCUCGACACUUUGAGAGUGCUGAGAACCGGGGCUAUGCUUUCGUGAACUUCGUCACGCCAACGAAUGCUCUGAAGUUUCAACGUGCCUGGCAGAAUCGCGAAUUCAGGGUUGUUGGCUGCGCUCCAAUGUUGAUCAGCGUGUCUCACGCAGAUGUGCAGGGUCUUCAAGCCAACGUGAGCCUUGGCACCACUUGGGCGUUCUGGUGUCUAGGGUUCCGCAUGUUCAGGCGUUUUCGCUCUGUUGAUCCCAUGCAGCUUCCUUCCUCUAUCCCAGGUGUCUUCCUUUCCGGUACUUAUUCCGGACUUGAUACGUACCGUGAGUCCUAG